Molecule: messenger RNA, 3671 nt
Organism: Psammomys obesus (fat sand rat)
Lineage: Eukaryota; Metazoa; Chordata; Mammalia; Rodentia; Muridae
Gene: Ccar2
Product: cell cycle and apoptosis regulator 2
Exons: 21
Coding region: 155-2926 (923 amino acids)
Biological process (GO): RNA splicing; regulation of DNA-templated transcription
Cellular component (GO): nucleus; DBIRD complex
Molecular function (GO): RNA polymerase II complex binding
Source: RefSeq, a predicted model, not a curated record
UGGCAGCUUCCGACCAGUGGUCGCUCUUCCGGAGAGACGUUUCCGGUGGUGGUGGCAGCAGCGGCUGCGGUGGUUCCGGGUGUCUUUGUCCCCCUGGUGUCGUGGCCCUGGCCCGCAGGUUCCCCCCCAAGACCUUGAAAGGACAACAUUCCCAAUGUCCCAGUUUAAGCGCCAGAGGAUCAACCCACUUCCAGGGGGACGAAACUUCUCAGGCGCAGCUUCAACAUCUCUUUUGGGUCCUCCUCCUGGUUUGCUUACUCCUCCUGUGGCCACAGACCUGUCCCAAAAUGCCAGGCACCUUCAGGGUGGGGAGAAGCAGCGGGUCUUCACUGGCAUUGUUACCAGCUUGCAUGACUACUUUGGGGUGGUAGAUGAAGAAGUCUUUUUUCAGCUAAGUGUGGUAAAGGGCCGACUACCCCAGCUUGGUGAGAAAGUAUUGGUGAAGGCUGCCUAUAACCCAGGCCAGGCAGUGCCCUGGAAUGCUGUCAAGGUGCAGACGCUCUCCAACCAGCCCUUACUGAAGUCUCCAGCACCUCCCCUUCUGCAUGUGGCAGCUCUGGGCCAGAAGCAAGGGAUCCUGGGAGCUCAGCCCCAGUUGAUCUUUCAGCCUCACCGCAUUCCCCCACUUUUCCCUCAGAAGCCUCUGAGUCUCUUCCAGACAUCCCAUACACUUCACCUGAGCCACCUGAACAGAUUUCCUGCUCGGGGUCCUCAUGGAAGACUGGACCAGGGCCGAAGUGACGACUAUGACUCAAAGAAACGCAAACAGCGGGCUGGUGGAGAGCCUUGGGGUGCUAAGAAACCUCGGCAUGACCUGCCUCCUUACCGGGUUCAUCUCACUCCCUAUACUAUUGACAGUCCUACCUGUGACUUCCUAGAACUCCAGCGACGUUACCGCAGCCUCCUGGUCCCCUCGGAUUUUCUUUCCGUUCACUUGAGUUGGCUGUCAGCCUUCCCUCUGAGCCAGCCCUUUUCCCUCCACCACCCAAGUCGGAUCCAGGUGUCUGCAGAGAAGGAGGCAGCUCCAGACACUGGUGCUGAGCCCAGCCCUGUGGACAGUGACCCCACUUACAGUUCCAAGGUGCUGCUGCUCUCCUCCCCGGGCCUGGAGGAGCUGUAUCGUUGCUGCAUGUUGUUUGUGGAUGACAUGGCUGAGCCACGGGAGACACCAGAGCAUCCUCUGAAGCAGCUAAAGUUUUUGCUGGGCCGGAAAGAAGACGAGGCAGUGCUGGUUGGGGGUGAGUGGUCUCCUUCCCUGGAUGGCCUCGACCCCCAGGCAGACCCACAGGUGCUGGUGCGCACAGCCAUCCGCUGUGCACAAGCCCAGACUGGCAUUGACUUGAGCACCUGCACCAAAUGGUGGCGCUUUGCCGAGUUUCAGUACUUGCAGCCAGGGCCGCCCCGGCGGUUACACACAGUUGUGGUGUACCUGCCAGAUGUGUGGACCAUCAUGCCCACCUUGGAGGAGUGGGAGGCACUGUGUCAGCAGAAAGCCACAGAGGCAGCUUCCCAAGCCCAGGAGGCAUUAGGGGAGGCAGAGCCUACUGAACAGGCCCCUGAUGCGUCAGAGCAAGCAGCAGACACUUCUAAACAGAACACAGAGACAACGGAGGCCACCACACAACAAGAUGUGGACACUGAUCUCCCAGAGGCCCCUCCGCCUCCUCUAGAACCUGCUGUGAUGGCACGUCUCGGCUGUGCCAACCUGUCUCUCCAUGCAAUUGUGGAGGAUCGGAGGCCAAAAGAAAGGAUCUCUUUCGAGGUAGUGGUGCUGGCUGAGCUGUUUGUAGAGAUGCUGCAGAGGGAUUUUGGCUAUAGGAUUUAUAAGACACUGCUGAGCCUUCCAGAAAAAGUCGUGUCUCCCCCUGAACCUGAGAAGGAGGAGACAGCCAAGGAAGAUGUGGUCAAAGAGGAGGAGGCUGUCAAGGAGGAGGCAGUGAAGGUGUCCAAGGAUGAGGUACAGAAUGAGGGCACAGCUGCCGAGUCAGACAACCCACUGAAGGAGGAUGGGCUUCUGCCCAAACGGCCCUCUUCAGGGGGAGAAGAGGAGGAGAAGGCCCGGGGUGAGGCAGCGGAGGACCUCUGUGAGAUGGCCUUGGACCCAGACCUGCUGCUUCUGAGGGAUGAUGGAGAGGAGGAGUUCGCAGGAUCAAAGCUGGAGGAAACGGAGGUUCGCUCUGUUGCCUCAAACCAGUCAGAGAUGGAGUAUUCUUCUCUUCAGGACAUGCCUAAGGAGCUGGAUCCCUCAGCUGUACUCCCCCUGGACUGCCUUCUGGCUUUUGUGUUUUUUGAUGCCAACUGGUGUGGCUACUUGCACCGGCGAGACCUGGAACGGGCCCUCCUUACACUCGGGAUACAGCUCAGUGCUGAGCAGGCCAAGCAGCUGGUUAGUAGAGUGGUGACACAGAACAUCUGCCAGUACCGGAGUCUUCAGUAUAGCCGCCCCGAGGUGCUAGAUGAUGGGCUUCCGGAAGAGGUGCUCUUUGGGAACCUGGAUCUACUGCCUCCUUCAGGGAAGAGCACAAAGCCAGGUACUGCCCCCACAGAGCACAAAGGCCUGGUGCCCCACAAUGGCAGCCUCAUCAACGUGGGGAGCCUGCUACAGCGUGCAGAGCAGCAAGACAGUGGCCGCCUGUACCUGGAGAACAAGAUUCACACACUGGAACUUAAGCUUGAGGAGAGCCAUAACCGUUUCUCAGCCACUGAAGUGACAAAUAAGACACUGGCAGCAGAGAUGCAGGAGCUGCGGGCACGGCUGGCAGAGGCAGAGGAGACAGCCCGGACAGCGGAGCGACAGAAGAAUCAGCUUCAGCGCCAGCUGCAGGACUUCCGCAGGCGCCUGACCCCACUGCACCUUGAGAUGCAGCGGAUGGUUGAAAAGGCUGACAGCUGGGUAGAGAAAGAGGAGCCAACACCUAGCAACUGAGUGGCUGUCUAGUGAGGUCUGCGAUGGAGCUGAUGACAUUUGAGCUCUUUUGGUACCUGAAAGCAGCUGGAGCAGGGCCUGGGAGCCACAGCAGGGGUGGCUGAGUUCUGUGCUCAGCCUCUGCAGGGGACAUCAAGCUAUCAGAAUGGGGUUUGUGCUAUGUGGAUGGCUGUGUGAGGAACCCCAGUUCCAGUUACAACUAAAUACAACAUCUUUUGCACCCCUUAGAAUGUCAUUUUGCUCUCAACUUUGGAAUUUCUCCCAGGGUCCCUGUAGUCUUGUGCUGUCUCCUGUCCUCGUCCAUUUUAGAGCAAGACGGAAGGAAAAGGCUUUUCCAGACAGGAACAAGGUCUGAUGCCAAUAAAUGGAAGGAAUGGGCGUAGAGUCCGGUGAGGCCCAGAAUGUCCUUCCUGUGGACGGCAGGAGUCUCACAGGCUGCAGUGUCCGUUAGGUGAUGGAGCCCAUGCUAGGAAGCACUAGGCGUUGGGUCAAGGUUGUCAGUAGAACACUGUGUUCCAGCUGCCCCCAACUUGCCAGAAGAACCAGCACUUCUUUCUCCAGCUCUUGUGUUCAGAAUGUGGUAUUGGCUCUAGCCUCGCCCUUUUUCCGUUUCCCAUAAAUCUUGCCUCUUUCCAUAAUCUGUGGUUUCAGUUUGACUUUGUAUAUAAAGUUGUUUGUUGGUAUUUGUUUUUUUUUUUUUUUUUUUGCCUUUUUGUUUUUUAAAUAAACCAAAGUCAAAAACAAA